Molecule: messenger RNA, 2008 nt
Organism: Spodoptera exigua (beet armyworm)
Lineage: Eukaryota; Metazoa; Arthropoda; Insecta; Lepidoptera; Noctuidae
Source: the annotation of a GenBank genome assembly
GUUAUGUCAAAAUCUAUCAAUUUGAAUUUAAUGUAAACAUUUUACGAAGAUUUGAACUUUUAUAAAAGUGAACAGAAAGUGUCGUAGAACAUGGAAGAUUUCGACGUAUUCACAAAUGAAAUUAACUUUACUAAACCUUUGUUCAAAAACAUAUUAAAUAAAUAUGUUAAUGAUGCGCCUCCAACUCCUAACGGGCCGAAUUAUCAAAGUGGUAGGAAACUUAUGGCGGAAGAAUGUCUAGCCAGUAAUGAUGACAUCGGCUGCGCAUUCCAUUUGAGUGAGGCAGCUUCUGCAUCAUUGAGAACCAUGGCUGUAUAUAGAGAUGAACAACUCAAGGCAGCUGGAAACAAAUUACACAAGAUCACAAGCUACAUAGAACCUGUCCAACAUGUGAUAGACGCUAAUAUUAUACCAAAGAAAGAGAAGAAGCUCAUAGAUCUACUAUCAGGUGGUACAGAUAACAUAAGCGAUGUAUUGAAAACUCUAACAAUAGAAAAGGAGGUCCCAUUCCACAAGAGAUAUCUUCAUUUCUCCAAGGAGAACAACAUUGAUAACUUUCGGAAGAUCCUGAAAGAAUUACCUAGAGAAUGGACAGUAAUCCAAUUGACUGUACCCUACAACCCCAAUGAGAACUUGAAGCCGCUACUCGAGUAUAGAACAGAGGUGGACUCCUUGUACCUGAGCAUGUUCACCAAUGACUACCUGGAGGACUCUGGGCUGGACCCCAUCACCGUGCAUAUACCUGCUAAUGUUACCAAAGAAGGAGAAAAGCCUCUGUUUACCGAGUUAUUCUCGAUAUUGGAUGAGAACUACAAAACUAUAGACAAUGCUCAGUUCUUGAACAACAAGCGCCUCGUACAGAACUAUUGGAGCCGGCGGGAGGACAUUGACCUGCGGAUGAAGAGUGUAAUAAAUGUGAUGGAUAAAGAAUGGCUGGGCGGCUGGGGGUCCUUGCUUACUGGUAAACUUAUGGACAAGACCUGGAAGGAGAAGAUCGUCAAAUUAGUUGACAGCGCUAUAUUGGAUUGGGGUUUAGUUGAUGGUAUUAAGGCGUUUUCUCAAACCGCUUCAAUAGUCAAAGAUAAUGAUGAAUGGACCGGGUUGAAGAAGGCUAAGAGGUAUCCUGUUAUUCUUAUUGUUGAUGAGAGGCUCGACACAUUUCCAUGGGAAACUCUACCCAUAUUGAACCAACACCCUGUAUGUCGAAUGGAGAACAUCCACUUUUUAUACUACCUGUAUAAGGUGCAUGAGAAAAAUAUCGUAGACGGGUACUAUGCGGCCAAGUGUGAGGUCGGAAGAUAUGUUAUAAACCCAGAGAAGAACCUCGAUCGUAUGGAGAACCGUAUGACAUCGUUCGUGGAAUACUGGUGUCCGACAUGGAAGGGCCACGUGGGAGAGGCUCCGUCUCCUGCAGACUUCAUCUCGCAUAUCAGUGAAGCUGAUGUUUUCUUAUACUGCGGACACGGCGACGGCUGCCAGCUGGCGGCGGGCGGCGCGGGCGUGGAGGCGGCGGCGGGGGCCGCGCUGGUGGUGCUGGCGGGCUGCGGGUCCGUGCGCCUGGCCGCCGCCGCGCCGCGCGCCCCGCCCGCCGCCGCGCACCAUCUGCUGCACGUCGCCGCCUGCCCGAUGGUGGUCGGAAUGCUAUGGGAGGUAACAGACCUGGAAGUGGACAAAGUGAUCAGCACGUUAGUGUCUCUGUACGUGCCGUCAGACGCGCCGGUACCCUGGCAACACGUGGGAAAGGCCAAGUGGAGUAAUCGAGUCCUAGACACAUCAGUAGAGAAUCCUGGCCAAGUAACAACGGAGCGAGAUUUGCUCCGCGCCAUAUGUAGGGCACGGGGUUCCACUUCCUACGUCAUGAUCGCUUGCAGCGUCGUCGCUAGAGGACUGCCUAUACGGCUGAGAGAAUAAUUGAUGACAUCCAGAAACAGACUGAUAUAAAUAAUGUUCAUAAUAUGCAAUUAUAAUAUUUAGUUGAAUUGUAAAAAAAAUAUUAAAUAUGAAAAUG